CAUCACUGGGUGUUCUUUUUUUUUUUUUUUUCCUGGGGUUCAGUGUUGCUUUCGUAGGUUUGACUGUCAACAGCAGGACUAAAGAUGAACUGAUGCUCUAUUUACCCAGAAGUCUCACUUUGUGGCCCUGAUUUGUUAUUAAUGCUCUUGCUGGAACCGGAUUGACCCAUUUGGGCUGCGUAAAUACCAAAGGAAGCGGCUGGGGGGAGGGUGAAGCCGAGCGGCAGCUGAAGUCUGAAGUGGCCUUGUCAAGGCUUGGACCCCGGCGCAUUCAUUGUCAACAAGGAGACUCUUAAGCUGGAAACAGCAGCAGUGUCUGAUGAGGUGUGCUGCCUGUUUCCCUCUGGAAAAAUGCUUUUUUUUUUAAAAAUUACAUAACACAGAUAAAAAAGCUGCUCAAAUAAGUGACUGGAAGAACCUCUUUUACAGCUGAUUGUUCCUCUUCAGCGGAUAUUUGUUGUGUGAGGACAAAACACUGGAUUUACGUCGACUAAGAGGUAAAAAGCUACGCCAAUUUUUAUUCUGUGUAAGCGAGCAUCAUUAUUUUCACCCUUGCUGUGACAGGAUACACUCAUAGCGGCAUCAGUGGCCUUGAAUCCAAGUAUCAGGUUAUAUCAGCCUGAUCCAUCUCGGUAAGGCUACACCAAGCCAGCACCAAGCCAGCAGAGUGACACUGAAAUACAGUGCAGCUCAACAAUCGGCCUCCUGGGUUUGAACCACAGUCGAAGGCAAAGAACCACAUCCAUGCACAAGAAACCAGCCUGGCUGAGAUCCAUUUCAUCCACACGUCCUGGACUGUGAAGCCUGAUUGAUCCUGCCACAGGUGGCUGCACAGCUAUCGGCUACUCAAUAAUGCAUUGACUCAAGCUCAGGAGUGAAAAGGAAGGGGAAAGUGUGCGAGCCUCUGAUGCUCUCAAUAGGCGGAUGACUGUCAAGAGAAAGCAGGCGAUUACAUCUGCAUAACCCAGUGACUUCAGGACACGUGGAGGUGAAAACAGUGAACCGAUGUUGAAGAGGAAAAGAAAAAUGGCUGCUGACAAACUGACACUGGGGCGAGGACCAUAAGAAGCUUGGCCAAGCCAGACAACAGAAAGACUAGUAAACCAAAGCAGCGGACUUUGAAGACCAAAAGAAGGACAAGAACAAAAUAGGAUCUCGCCAAAGAGACAACUCUAGUAGUUCAAGAUUGGUAAUCACUCAGUAGAAGCAGUGAGUCUAAAGAAGUGUUGUCAUCAUGGUGAACACUGGCAUGCAGCUGAUCAGCUUCACCUGCGCGGUGACCGGCUGGAUCAUGGCGAUCGCCGUCACGGCCUUGCCUCAGUGGAAGGUCUCGGCCUUCAUUGGCAGCAACAUCCUGACCUCAGAGAUCAAGUGGGAAGGCAUCUGGAUGAACUGCAUCUACCAGACCACUGGUCACAUGCAGUGCAAGACAUACGACUCCAUGCUGGCCUUGCCUCCAGACAUCCAGGCGGCCCGGGCCCUCAUGUGUUUGGCCAUCUUCAUGGGCUGGCUCUCCUGCACCGUGUCCUGCUGCGGCAUGAAGUGCACCACCUGCGCUGGGGACGACCGCCGGGCCAAGGCCGGUAUCGCGCUCUCAGGUGGGGUUCUCUUCAUUCUCACGGGCCUGUGCAUUUUGAUUCCCGUUUCCUGGACUGCCAACACCGUCGUCCAGGAUUUCUACAACCCCAACGUGCCCCUGAUGCACAAACGAGAGCUGGGUCAGGCGAUUUAUCUGGGCUGGGCAUCUGCGGUUAUUCUUAUGAUCAGCGGGGCUGUCUUGAGCAGCACCUGCCCCCUCAUGGAGAGGAGUGGCAGAUAUCGCAGGGGUUACAUAGGUCGUAGCUUUGCUAAUUCACCCGCUUCGGCACCAGACCCCCCAAAACCUAUCACAACCAACAGUCUCCCAUUGAAGGAGUACGUAUAGGAGGGGGAGGAAGGAAUACCAGCAGGUAGAGAGGAGGAAGUGGAUGCUGUUAAAAACUGUGUAACUCUGGUUCUUUCCAGGUUUUAGGUAGGUGGAUUUGAGAUCUAUAUUUAUUAUAUAUAUUCAACCUAUAUUUUUGCUUUGUUUGUACAUCUCUUUGUAAUGUGAAACUUGUUUUCAAUAUUUCAAAAGAUUCAUGUUUGUUUGAAAUUUGACUUUCACUGUGAUUUAUAUUAGUGCCUGAAGAAAGCCUUCUGCCUUUACUGUCAAAUCAACAGCGUUCACAGAAACGUCUGAAUGUGAAGACGGCUUUUAUGAUGGCUUGUGUCGUGAAGACUGCAGUGAUAUUCUUUGACAGUGUCAUUACCUCUUGAUAUGACACAUAAAGCCUUGACUGAGUGUGGACACAUCAAAAUCGUGAAAUAAAAUAAGUUUGGUAAAGUGUG
Molecule: messenger RNA, 2370 nt
Organism: Seriola aureovittata
Lineage: Eukaryota; Metazoa; Chordata; Actinopteri; Carangiformes; Carangidae
Gene: cldn35
Product: claudin 35
Exons: 1
Coding region: 1235-1924 (229 amino acids)
Biological process (GO): bicellular tight junction assembly; cell adhesion
Cellular component (GO): plasma membrane; bicellular tight junction
Molecular function (GO): structural molecule activity
Source: RefSeq, a predicted model, not a curated record